CGUCAGUCUCUCCUCCGACCCGUCAGGCGCCGCUUCUCCUCCGCGCGGCCUUCGCUGAGGGAGCCGAGCGGCCGGCGGGACACGCGUCGAGGGCUGGCUGUGCUGCGGGGACGUGACACGCGUCAUGAGAAUUUUUGCCAUGUUUUGGAAUGUGGGUCCUUGGAAAUGUGUCUUGCCCCUACAGCUUUGCCUGCUGGGUUUUGCAUGCUCUGUGUGGGCCAGCUCAGGAGCCUUGCCACAGACUUCUAUCACAGCAGAUUCCUUCCUGCAAGACCUCUUCCUCCGGUAUGGCAAACAUGACAAGCUCACUUUGCAGCAGCUCAAGUCCCUGUUGAAUCGCCUUGAUGUGGGAGUUGGAAGGAACAACAUUAGUCGCACAGAGCAGCAGCGUAGAAACAUCUCCUGGUGCUUCAGUUCCUCAGAGCUCUUUUCAACCCACAAUCUGAGUGAAGACUCCAGCCUUGGCAAGAGUGAAUUCCGAGAGUUCUGCCCAACCAUCCUGCAGCAGCUGGAGUCAAGGGCAUGCACGUCUGAGAACCUGGAAAAUGAGGAAGAUGAGAGGACAGAGGAGGGGAAGCCCAGUUCCUCAGAAGUCUGGGGCUUUGGAUUUCUCAGUGUUUCACUGAUUAACCUGGCCUCCCUACUUGGCGUCUUCAUCGUGCCCUGCACCAAGAAGGUCUUUUUCACCCGAAUCCUAACGUAUUUCAUCGCGCUCUCCAUCGGGACAUUGUUCUCUAACGCACUGUUCCAGCUGAUCCCAGAGGCCUUUGGAUUCAAUCCUCGGGAAGAUGAUUAUGUCUCCAAAUCUGCUGUUGUCUUUGGGGGCUUUUACUUGUUCUUUUUCACAGAGAAAAUAUUGAAGAUGCUUCUCAAGCAGAAAGACACGAGUCAUCAUGGGCACAGCCACUACAGCACUGAGACCCUUCCUUCCAAAAAAGACCAAGAGGAGGGGGUCACUGAAAAACUGCAGAAUGGUGACUUGGAUCACAUAAUCCCUAACAAGAAUAGUGACCUGGAAUGCAAGAAUCCAUCUGUUGAUGAGAAGAUUGUUGGCUCCUUGUCUGUUCAGGACCUCCAGGCUUCUCAAAGCACUUGCUAUUGGCUGAAGGGCGUGCGCUACUCUGACAUUGGCACCUUGGCUUGGAUGAUCACCCUGAGUGACGGCCUCCACAAUUUCAUUGACGGCUUGGCCAUUGGUGCCUCCUUCACUGUGUCCGUCUUUCAGGGGAUAAGCACUUCUGUGGCCAUUCUCUGUGAAGAAUUUCCUCAUGAGCUAGGUGACUUUGUCAUUCUGCUGAAUUCUGGAAUGUCCAUCCAGCAAGCGCUGUUCUUCAACUUCAUCUCUGCUUGCUGCUGCUAUGUGGGACUAGCCUUUGGGAUAUUGGCGGGCAGCCACUUCUCUGCCAACUGGAUCUUUGCUUUAGCUGGUGGAAUGUUUCUCUACAUUGCAUUGGCUGAUAUGUUCCCAGAGAUGAAUGAAGUCAGCCGAGAGGAUGAAAGGAGUGGUGGUGCUCUGAUUGCCUUUGCCAUCCAGAACGCAGGACUGCUGACAGGAUUCACCAUCAUGGUGCUGCUUACCAUGUACUCGGGUCAAAUCCAGCUUGGAUAGAGACAUGCAUCUUACUAAUGGAAGGUGUAUGGACUGUGUAAAGCACAGAAUCUUCUCCAAAAAUUACAAAAAGAGGCACUUUGAUUAAGCCUGCUUCAUGGAUUCCUUCCUGGUUGACUUGCAGUGACUGAUGAAACUCCCCACUGUUGGGUUAAGUGACCUAAGGACCACUUUAUUGUGCCGCAACAGCAUUCCCUCCUUCAUCUUCUGAAGAACUCUGGAGGUGGAGGAAAGCUUCUAGCUUCUUUUUACCUCCUUAGGGGACUCAACCAGAGGGGUUCAAAUACCCCAUCAUUCUUGGGCUGACAACAGACUGCUGUGUACACAGGUCUGUGGCAGUGUGGUUUUGAUAGCAGAGAGCUCUUCCCACCUCCACAUGCCCAAAUUGCUUGAAGUUAGUAGAUUAGAGUUUUAAAUGGAGUAUUGAUGCUUAGUCAAUUGGUUAGUUGGUUAGGUUUAAAAGAUGGCUCAAUUUUAAAAAGGGUAAUAUGGCUCCAGACUUCAGAU
Messenger RNA from Podarcis raffonei (Aeolian wall lizard), 2116 nucleotides. It is a transcript of the gene SLC39A14, whose product is annotated as solute carrier family 39 member 14. Gene Ontology annotation, biological process: intracellular zinc ion homeostasis; zinc ion import across plasma membrane. NCBI's taxonomy places the organism in Eukaryota, Metazoa, Chordata, Lepidosauria, Squamata, Lacertidae. Gene Ontology annotation, molecular function: zinc ion transmembrane transporter activity. Bases 125 to 1609 code for a protein of 494 amino acids. The record is from RefSeq and is a predicted model, not a curated record. Gene Ontology annotation, cellular component: membrane. The transcript is spliced from 9 exons.